AUGAGGGAGAAAAACAUGCCAUAUUCAGAGUCGACACCUCUGCUGGGGGGUGAUGCCAUUCCCCGGCGGUACAGAUACCGGCACCAAGCUCUUCGUCGAGCGUGCACUAUCUCCCUCGUAGCUGUGCUGUCAGUGGCGACCAUUGUUUUCCUACUUCCGACCUCCAUUUUUCCCAGCGAGCACGGCUCAAUUUGGUCGUAUCUUCCGGGAGCCAAUCCAAUUCCUCAUGGAGCAUGGCCGGAGAGCCACGGUCUGCCCUACGACCAGCUCCAGCAGAUCCUCCUCAAUGUGCCUUCCGCAGAUAAGGCCCGCGAGUGGAGCCAGUACUAUACUGCGGGACCCCACUUGGCCGGCAAGAACCUGUCCCAGGCGCUUUGGACCAUGAACAAGUGGAAGGAAUUCGGCGUCGAGGAUACCGGUCUUGCGGCGUAUGACAUUUAUAUCAACUACCCGCUUGAUCAUCGUCUGGCGUUGCUGAAGACGUCGGAGGAUAAGACCGAGGUGACGUUCGAGGCUACUCUUGAGGAGGAUGUUCUCGAAGAGGAUCCUACUUCCAGUCUGCCUGAUCGUGUUCCGGUUUUCCAUGGCUAUUCGGCUACUGGAAAUGUCACUGCGCAGUUUGUGUAUGCCAACUUCGGCACGUACAGGGACUUUGAGGAUCUUGUCAAUGCCAAUAUCACCUUGGAGGGUAAGAUCGCCAUUGUUAAGUACGGUGGUAUCUUCCGUGGAUUGAAAGUGAAGCGUGCGCAAGAGCUGGGAAUGGUUGGUGUUCUCAUCUACAGUGACCCGCAGGAAGACGGAGCGAUUACUGAGGAAAAUGGCUAUGAAGCCUAUCCUAAUGGACCGGCACGGAAUCCUAGUGCUAUCCAGAGAGGUAGCACGCAAUUCCUCAGUAUCCUUCCUGGCGACCCUACAACCCCGGGUUACCCAUCUAAGCCUGGAUGUGAACGUCAUGAUCCAAACUUGUCUAUCCCUUCAAUUCCGUCGCUUCCGGUCUCGUACAAGGAGGUCUUGCCAUUCUUGAAGGCGCUCAACGGCCACGGCCCGAAGGCUUCAGACUUUAACGAGUACUGGCAAGGUGGCGGUCUCGGCUACAAGGGUGUGGAGUACAAUAUCGGACCGUCUCCCGAGGAUGUGGUGAUCAACCUCCACAAUCACCAGGAGUAUGUGACAACCCCAUUAUGGAACGUGAUUGGCACCAUCAAGGGCCACAUCCCCGAUGAGGUUGUCAUCCUCGGUAACCACCGCGACGCCUGGGUUGCGGGAGGCGCCGGAGACCCCAACAGUGGAUCCGCCGCCCUGAAUGAAGUGGUCCGCAGCUUCGGCGAGGCUCUUAAGGCAGGAUGGAAGCCAUUACGCACGAUUGUCUUUGCUAGCUGGGACGGCGAAGAGUACGGUCUCCUUGGAUCAACCGAAUGGGUGGAGGAGUACCUCCCAUGGCUUACCAAGGCUAACGUCGCCUAUCUGAAUGUCGAUGUGGCCGCCGCGGGAACCCACUUCGAGCCCCGGGCUAGUCCGAUGUUCAACAAGCUUAUCUACGACAUCACCGGCCUAGUGCAGUCCCCCAAUCAGACUGUGCGUGGCCAGACAGUCCGCGAUGUCUGGAACGGCAAGAUCGCGACAAUGGGCAGCGGCAGUGACUUCACUGCCUUCCAAGAUUUCGCCGGUGUCUCCAGUCUCGACUUCGGAUUUGGUCGUGAUAAGAAUGAUCCCGUAUACCACUACCACUCCAACUACGACAGCUUCGCAUGGAUGGAGAAAUACGGCGACAAGGGCUUCCUCUACCACGAAGCUUGCACCAAACUCUGGGCUCUAGCAGCCGCGCAACUGGUCGAGUCUCCUAUUCUUUCUCUCAACGCCACCGAUUACGCCCUCGGACUAGGAUCCUACCUAGACAGCAUCAAGCCUGCAGCGGACAAUCUCCCAGAGAAGACACACUUUGACUUCGCGCCUCUUGAAACGGCAAUCCUCGAGUUCCAAGAAUCCGCCAAGGCAUUUGAUGCCUCGGCCGCGGAACUGUCUUCCAAGCUUGGUGACCACGUGCCUUGGUACCACUGGUGGAAGAAGGUGAAGCUGUGGUUGCAGAUUCGGGCCACCAAUGCCAAAUACAAACGCAUUGACCGUGAGUUCUUGUACCAGCCUGGUCUGGAUGGCCGUAACUGGUUCAAACACGUUGUCUUUGCUCCUGGUCUUUGGACUGGGUAUGCGGGAGCUACCUUCCCUGGUCUAGUCGAGAGUCUUGAGGCCAAUGAUAUUGAGAAUGCAGAGAAAUGGAGCCUCAUCAUUCAGGAACGGAUUGGUGCUGCGACUAAGCUGCUGCUGUAA
Molecule: messenger RNA, 2325 nt
Organism: Penicillium bovifimosum
Lineage: Eukaryota; Fungi; Ascomycota; Eurotiomycetes; Eurotiales; Aspergillaceae
Product: M28 family metallopeptidase
Exons: 3
Coding region: 1-2325 (774 amino acids)
Molecular function (GO): carboxypeptidase activity
Source: RefSeq, a predicted model, not a curated record